AUGGCCAUCAUGCUCCAUAACACCGGGGAGUUUGAUCCCCGCUGCCUCAACGGUAAUUCACGUGGCUAUCAUGAUGAAUUACAAGGUUUUUUAAAAGGUGCUGGAAGCAAACUUGUAGUGAUUAAGUUUUCAGCAAGAUGGUGUGGUCCGUGUAAAAUGAUACAUCCUGCUUUCCAAGCAAUGUCUCUGAAAUAUCCAAAUGUAAAGUUUGGUCAUGUGGAUGUGGAUGACUCUCCGGAACUGUCUCAAGAAUAUCACAUCAAAAUAUUACCCACAUUCCAGAUGUUCAAGCAAACCCAGAAGCCAGGGGAACUAUUUAUAGGAGAGAUGGUCAUCGACCAGACAACCCAGAUAAAUCAUGAAAUUCUGUACCCACACCUAGGUGACCAUAUUCUCAAGACUCCAGAGACUAUGUUGCUGUUACAGAAGUGGAAAGGAGAUCAAGCCGGAAAUGAUGGACGCAUGAGCUCAGAGAGCUUAUAA
This is a messenger RNA of Elephantulus edwardii (Cape elephant shrew), 483 nucleotides long. RefSeq names its product thioredoxin domain-containing protein 2-like. The record is from RefSeq and is a predicted model, not a curated record. The coding region runs from base 1 to 483 and encodes 160 amino acids. The transcript is spliced from 6 exons. Lineage: Eukaryota; Metazoa; Chordata; Mammalia; Macroscelidea; Macroscelididae.